Messenger RNA from Equus quagga, 1397 nucleotides. Its product is annotated as translation initiation factor IF-2-like. The transcript is spliced from 4 exons. The record is from RefSeq and is a predicted model, not a curated record. Lineage: Eukaryota; Metazoa; Chordata; Mammalia; Perissodactyla; Equidae. Bases 1 to 699 code for a protein of 232 amino acids.
AUGGGGAAGGGGGCGCCGGGGGCCAGGCGGCGGGGGCCGGGCCCGGGCGCGCUCUCCUGCCCUCCCUGGCGGUUCCCUGUGCCUGAAGACGCGGCGCCCGGAGCCCGCGAUCUGUCGCGAGGCGCAGAAGCUCCGCGGCCCACGUGCGACCGAGCCGCGUUUGUUUAUGGCGGACCCGCCUUCGGGCGGAGCACUGGGCCGCCGAGGCCCGGGGAGGGGGGGGGCGGGAGGGGGGAGGGACCGCGGCGGGGGCGGGGGCGGCGAAUCUCGCCUCCCGACCCCGCCGCGGCCCCGGAGUCACAGGCGCGCCUCCGCGCCGCUGUCUCCAGCGACUCUCCCAGGAGAGACCCGCGCGCUCCCGGGCUAGAGGAAGUCGCGGCCGGCGUGGAAGGCGGGUUUCCUGAGAGGUGUAUAUCCCAGAAUACACUCUGCCCUCCUGGGAGGAAAAGGCGACGCCUACGGCAGAGGGCCGUCCCGCAUCAGAGGUUCCAGGAGCGUCAAAGCCGGACUUCAGAUCUGAGCGGCGGCGGAGCCACGCUUGUGUGGUGUCCGCGCCCAUCUGGAGGCGGGUGGCGGGACCUCCUCGCCAGCGGCCCCCGCCCUGGGCCGAAGCCCGGCUUUGGCAGCAGCGGGUCACAAUCGGGGACAGGGGCGGCCGGAGGGGGCCCGAGCAUCAGGCUUCCUGGUCGCUACAGGUGACCAAGACCAACGCGGGCUCCUUCGCUUGAGUGAUCUGACGGAGGAGGCGAGUGUCCAGGUGGCUCAGAUCCUCCACCUGUUUAUCAUCAUGGAGGGCCAGCCUGCCUGGCCGAGGGGAAGGUGUGGCAUAGCUGCUGUCGGCCUGGCUGCCCAAUUCCAGCAACAAUCAAUUCCACAAGCAGAAGGGGCCAUUUUUCUUAGAAGUUUCUGGCACUCGGACUUAAUAAGAAUCGAUCAUUCAUCUACUCACCUAUGGCGCUGUCUGCUCAGACUAUGGCGACACGAGUCCAUGGAAUUUAUAGUCCUGAGGAGUCACGCCUGCCAGCAGUCCUCCAAAAUGGAAUAGUGGGCAGAAAGUAGGAGAGGGAGCAGGGAGACAGGGCAAAACACAGGUGAUUCCUGCCAACACACGCUCCCCUUCAGUGUUAGAACGUGGUCUUUUUUUUUUUAUUUAGAAUUACAAGGAAAGAUGAACUAUUUUCAAGUUGAUCAAACUCACUGAAGGAUAAAGCGCCAAAUUUGUCUGUCUGCAGAUGGAGAAAAAGAAGCUAUUUUUAUUCUAGCUUAGGAAAGGGAAAAAGGUUCGACUCUCCUGAGCUCGCUGCUCUUAUCAAUGGCGGCAGAAAGCUAAACAUUAGCCUUCUUGGUAAUGGGUUUUCGCAACUCAAACAUCAACGUGGGUCAGUUUCGAAGUCGGC